UAGCGGGGCCUAGAGAGGCCCGACCCAUAGAGUUCCAGCCCGGAGCGGGGCCUGCCCGGGCGGGCGCGGCGCAUGCGCGCAGUUUCGAUUGGCGCCGCCGGUGCGACGGCGUGAGGAGGGGGAGGCCGGAGGCCAGGGCUCGGCUCGGCUCGGCUCGGCUCGGCGCCAUGGCCCCCGUGCUGAACCUCAACAACGAGGUGGUGAAGAUGAGAAAAGAUGUGAAGAAGGCCAGAGUCCUGACUAUUCGCAGACUAACCAGACACAUUGGGAAAUUAAAGUUGAAAAAGGGUUCAGAAGACUUGAAAUUAAAGAAUCAGAAACGAGUUGAGAGAUUAAUAGAAGAAAUCCAUGCCAUGAAGGAAAUAAAGCCAGAUGAGGUUACCAGACUUGCUCUUAGGACAGAAGUUAAUUUUGAAAGUAUCUGCAAAAAGCCAAAUUGCACAGCAGCUGAGCGAGCCACUGCAAGACUUGCAACACACCCCAACUUGAAACCCAAAUUUGCUGAACUUAAAGCUGCUGUAAAAGCUUUUAAGGAUGCAAGAAAGGACCCUGACAAAUCCAGUCCUUCGAAAAAGGCUAAGUCAGGAGAACAGUCUAAAUCAGUGCAACGUUUAAAUAAAAAUUUGGAUGACCAAGCUCUUAAACUUGCUCAAAAAAAGCAAGGAUGUGAACACAAAACAAAAAUGAUUAUGGAAAUAGAAACUGACACAGUGGCUGAAGAACUUAAUGAGGCUGAAUCUGAGCAGAAAACUGCAGAAAUGGGCAGGGCAUAUGCUCCAGAAGAAUCUUCAUCUCAGGCAUUAGAAAUGCACACAGUCACUCAGAAUAAAACAAGAAAGAAACUUGGCUGCCAAAAAAGGAAAGAAAAUGUGAACGUGAACAAAGUAAAUGCAAUAAAAGAGAAAAAUAAUGAUGUUAGUAAUCAGAAACAUCCUAAUGAAGAGGAGUACUUUGAUGAUAGUACUGAAGAGAGGUUUUAUAACCAGUCAUCGGAUUCUGAUAGUGACAGCAACGAUGAUUUCUUCAUUGGCAAAGUAAAAAGAAAGAAAAAGAUAGCAGCAGUUACUGACCCUUCUUCAGCAAAAGAAAAGGAUAGACUACAGAAAAACAUAGUGAAGAAAGAAAAGAACACAGCGCUUGGGACAGCGCAAGAGUUGAUCGUGGAAGAAGGAAAGCCAUGUGCAAAAGCAAGCAAGCUAGAAUCAGUGUUCUGCAGUUCUUUGUCUGCCUCUAAUCAGAAAUCUCAAAACAGAAGAAAUACUAAAGAACAAACUCUCAAAAAUGGAAGAACAGCUCUUCUUAAAAAGGAACCACAACUCAGGAAGCAACCAUUUGCAAAAGCUGCAGGUACUAAGUGUGACAAUAAGAAAUCAUUUCUGGAGCAACCUCUUCAUCCGUCAUGGGAAGCAAGCAAGAGACGUCGGGAACAAAUGUCUCAAAUUACAGCAUUCCAAGGGAAAAAGAUUAAAUUUGAUGACUAGACUAUCUGUAAGUUGCGAUUUUAACAAAAGAUUCUUUCAGGUUUGCAUCCCAUAGUAUUUUCUUACAAAGUUACAACUGCUGUUUGAACAUUUUUGUUAUACUGUCCUUAUCUUUUGCAACCUAUAAAAUAGCAACUGCUAGAACUUACUUAUCAUCUAUUAAUAAUGAAGAUUGCGUCAUUUAUUCAGUGUGCUGUCUGUUGAUUAAUGUAUGGUCAUAUAGUGUUGGUUCAUAAGUCCCAUUACAUGGUGCCACCAUUUAUGAAAUACACCCUAAUAUGAAUGAAUGUUUUUCAGGAACAUUGUUUGUGCUCUGUAGAAAUAGUACAGAUUCUUUGGAGCUUUUUUGUAUGUAAAAAUGUACUUUAUAUCAGGACUUGGAUGUCAGAAAAUAGGGGAAAAUACAAAAUAUUGAGGUGGUAAUCCUAGGACUGUAUUAUCAAAUACAUCUCAACUGAGAAAAAGUAAGAGAUUCUUAAACCUGAGCGGACUCCACAAAUUCAUGAAUGUAUCCAGUAGCUGGAAAAGCCAAUCAGUAGUAUGCAUGAUGUGAAAAUUUCUGGAGAGCAAUAAAAUAUUGGCCUGUUAAA
Tyto alba (common barn owl) is the source of this 2071-nucleotide messenger RNA. It is a transcript of the gene SRFBP1, whose product is annotated as serum response factor binding protein 1. Gene Ontology annotation, cellular component: 90S preribosome; nucleus. Bases 168 to 1481 code for a protein of 437 amino acids. Lineage: Eukaryota; Metazoa; Chordata; Aves; Strigiformes; Tytonidae. The transcript has 8 exons. The record is from RefSeq and is a predicted model, not a curated record. Gene Ontology annotation, biological process: maturation of SSU-rRNA.